This is a messenger RNA of Erythranthe guttata (spotted monkey flower), 1104 nucleotides long. The record is from RefSeq and is a predicted model, not a curated record. NCBI's taxonomy places the organism in Eukaryota, Viridiplantae, Streptophyta, Magnoliopsida, Lamiales, Phrymaceae.
AUGUAUACUGUUAAAAUAAAAUUCGAGAAGAACAAGAAGAAGAAAGCACGAAAGGAGGUGGCGGCGCAGUUGAACUCCGAUAUCCUAUCAGAAACCCUGUCGAGACUCCGUGUGAAAGAUCUUUUAAGAUUCAAAUGCGUUUGCAAAGAGUGGCACCACCUUAUUUCCAGACGAGAAUUCAUCAAACUCCAUCUCGAAAAUUCAAUUUACAGACCCAUCCUUCUCAAUAAAUCCUCCUUCGUUGCGUGCCCUCGUUUAUUCCCUCCACCCGAUGCCGCUAACUAUGACCUGGAGUCAACCACUAAUUUCACCAACAUGGUGUUCGCGGGCAGUUCGUGCGACGGCUUAGUGUGUUUGCUCAACGACGAGCACGGAAUCAUUCACAUAUGGAAUCCACCUCUUCGCUCGCAUGCAUGCAUCCCGAUAACGAAACCCCGCGGUUAUAUCAGAUGCUUCUGGUUCGGACGACACAACGACGAGUACAAGAUCCUUCUAGGGACUCAUAAUUGGGGGGACGCUCGAAUACACCUCAUCAGGCCGUACAACGACGAUGGCCAUUGCAGUUAUAAAUCUUCGCAUGAGUUGAGGAAUAAUUACCACUAUCUUUACGACACGAUAGGAACCCUUUCCAACAGUAAUGUGCAUUGGGCUGCAGUGAGCAGGCGGGUCCCACUCCCACCGCAUGUUUCGAUUUUUUCGUAUGAUUUAGUGCACGAGAGUGUGGGAGAGGUGCCGAUACCAGAACAUAUGCGGGGGUCGUCGUCUCUUACAGAAUUUAAACUCGGAGAAACAAAUGGAUGCCUUUCUUGUCUGCUUAAGCGUCUUAGCAGUACCGACGGUGUUAGUUACGAAAGUGAGCUUUGGGUGAUGAGAGAGUAUGGGGUGGAAGAAUCUUGGACGAAGGUCGGGAUUUCUCCUUUAGAUCGAUUAUAUUCUUCUUCUUCCUAUGAGAGUAGUUUACGUACUCGGGUUCCACAAGUGGAACUCGAUCAACCUGCAAGAAUCAGGUCUCCUUUUUAUACGAAACAAGUGUACGUUGAGAGUCUCGUUUCGCCUAGACAAGGGGCACGUUGCGAUCAUAGUCGUUUUUGUUGCUCCGGAUAA